Molecule: messenger RNA, 2878 nt
Organism: Pimephales promelas (fathead minnow)
Lineage: Eukaryota; Metazoa; Chordata; Actinopteri; Cypriniformes; Leuciscidae
Gene: slc29a1a
Product: solute carrier family 29 member 1a
Biological process (GO): uridine transmembrane transport
Cellular component (GO): plasma membrane
Molecular function (GO): nucleoside transmembrane transporter activity
Source: RefSeq, a predicted model, not a curated record
CUACAUCGACGCAGUCAUCAUCACAUUCAGAUCUGUGACAGCAGUCUGACACUCACACAGAACACAUUCUGCAAACUCUGCGCAAUGACAUGAUGCAGGACGUUUCGGAAAACGCGAAGAACCAUAUUUGAUGCCAGAUUGUGAAAUUGCCCAGUGACCGAUCCAUCAGACAGACACCAUGACAGCCGUGAACACCCCACGAGACAGGUACAAUGCCGUAUGGAUCAUAUUCUUCAUCCUGGGAUUGGGAACUCUCCUACCGUGGAAUUUCUUCAUGACUGCCACCAUGUAUUUCACCCAACGUUUGAAGGACCCACAAAUCAAUGGAGUACACAAUCUGACAGCCAAUGGGACGGAGGGUCGUAACGUCCUAGAGUCAAAGUUCAACAAUGUGAUGACACUGUGCGCCAUGGUACCGCUGCUCAUUUUCACUUGCCUCAACUCCUUCAUCCAUCAGAGGAUCCCUCAGAAGUUGAGGAUCUCAGGCAGUCUGUCUGUCAUUCUGGUGGUGUUUCUCAUCACAGCGGUACUGGUGAAAGUGGAGAUGGCCCCCCUCCCCUUCUUUGCUGUCACUAUGAUCAAAAUCAUCUGCAUCAACUCAUUCGGGGCAAUUCUGCAAGGGAGUCUGUUUGGUUUGGCUGGAAUGCUCCCAGCGUCCUACACUACGCCCAUCAUGAGCGGGCAAGGGCUGGCAGGAACGUUUGCCGCCUUCUCCAUGAUCUGUGCGAUCGCAUCUGGCUCAGCUUUACAGGACAGUGCUUUCGGCUACUUCAUCACCGCCUGCGUUGUUAUUCUCCUGGCCAUAGUUUCUUACUUCGCCCUGCCCAAACUGGAGUUUUUCCAGUGGUACUCUGAGAGCAAUGGCUCUCGGCCCAGCGCAGAUGAGGAAAACAAGAUGGAUCUGCUGAAACCAGAAAGUGAAGCAGAGAAGAGGCCGGUCCUGAGUCUGACUGAUGAAGAGACCAAACCCGCUGUGUCAGUGUUUGGCAUCUUUAAACAGAUCUGGGUGAUGGCUCUUUCCGUAUGCUUUGUUUUCGCCGUCACGAUUGGCACCUUCCCAGCUGUCACUGUUGAUGUCAAGUCCACUAUUGCCAAUGGAAGUGCAUGGGAAAAGUAUUUCAUCCCUGUGUCCUGUUUCCUCCUGUUCAAUGUGAUGGACUGGGCCGGCAGGAGCCUGACUGCUGUUUGUAUGUGGCCUGGUAAAGACAGCAUCGUGCUGCCCAUCCUGGUCAUCGCUCGCGUGUUGUUCAUCCCUCUCUUCCUCCUCUGCAACGUUCAGCCCAGAUACACCCUGCCCGUGUGGUUCGCUCACGACUCCUGGUACAUCAUUUUCAUGAUCCUCUUCUCCUUUAGCAACGGAUAUCUGGCCAGUCUCUGCAUGUGCUUCGGACCAAAGAAAGUCUCCCAGCAGGAAGCAGAAACUGCAGGAGCCAUCAUGGCAUUUUUCCUCUCUCUCGGCUUGGCAUUGGGAGCCGCGUUAUCUUUCGGCUUCCGGGCCAUGAUCUAGUUCUCAGGAUGAGGAAGAGGAACUUUAACCCUAGUUGUACACAGAGCCAGAGAGAAAGUUUUCAUACUGCACAUAUAUCCAUUUGCCCCUCUUGUGUCUCUUGGAGAACUGCAUAUGUCAUCUUGAAUAGACUGGAUUCACAUGAGGAUUAGAGGAUCAUUAUGAUGUCAUCAUCAAGCCAAAAACUGUCUGCAUUUUUGUGUACUUGUAUAUUGUGCCAUUUCAGUAUUUAGCAAUAAUGUAUAGGUCAGGUUAACACGUUCCUGUUUUAGUUUUUAAAAUGUUUUUGUAGGUAUUAACGGUUUUAAUUGCCCUGUUUUAGUUUUGUUUAGUGAGACUUGCAGCUAUUAGGGCAGUAGUUUACUGUAAAAAAAAAAAAAAAAGAUUUUCUUGCUUAGUAUUUUUGCCUACUUUUCCAUUAAAAAUUGGAAAUCAAGAUGAAUUUGAGAAGGGAUAUUGCUGAAGCUUUAAAGUCCCCUUGUAGGCAAUCAUUGUAUCCCUUAAAACUCAUCUUUGUUCAACAAAAUUACAUUCAAAGUUUUUUCUUUAAAAAUUAUUCAUGCCUUAAAAUAGCUUGAAUGUAACCUUGCCUCAUUUAGUAUACGUGGUUCUAUGAACAAUCAGCAGAGCCCCGCCUCCACUCACUCACUGACUCAGGUCAGAGAUCCACGUGACGAUCGCAUGUUGAUCUGAUUGGUUACAAGGUAGUUUGUGUCAUCAGAAACACCAGUGUGACGGGCAUAUAAACAACAUUAAAAACUUGAUUUUCACCAUGUAUUGUUAAAAUUAAGUUUAUGCUUAAAACUAAAAAUCCCCAUGAAUUAAGUUUAAUUUAUUUGAUACCAUUGGCAGAUAUUUUUUUCUAGUUUUAAGCAUGAACUUGGUGAGAUGUUUCAGAAAACAAGACUUUUUGAUAUAAGAAUGUUUAGAUAUUUGAAAACAAGACAAAAAUACUGUAAGAAAAUCAUUUUGCAGUGGUUCUAGAUAAACCGUACUGUAUCACACAUUAAAGGGCCCCAAUUGAAGUUUAUAGUGGUGUUUUGAAUGUUAAAAUAAGUUUAGAUGUCUGCUAUUCAUGUUGUCAGCUGCAUGUAUUUGAUUUGAAUGUUUUUCAAAGAGUGAAGGUUUAAAUUUUAACUUUUGUCAUUAUUUAUACUGUUGUUUUUUAACAGCAUUUUUGUAUUCAAUGUUUUAAUGCAGCCUGUACACAGCGUGACAAAUUUUAACAUUAUGUUAAUGCACAACUUGCUUUGCUGACUUUUGAAUGGGAUGUUUUCCCAAAAAUGUUCAAAAUGUAAAUGUGUGGCGGUGUGGGUGAUUCUGACUGGACAGGGUAGAAAUAAACACUUCUGUUUGUUCUUUUGAUGAUAA